Paramecium primaurelia is the source of this 269-nucleotide messenger RNA. The record is from the annotation of a GenBank genome assembly. Lineage: Eukaryota; Ciliophora; Oligohymenophorea; Peniculida; Parameciidae.
AUUAAAUUUACUUAAGAUGUAAAAGGAGUAACAGGAGAUUUCUUACAUUUGGGAGGAUAUGUAUUUGUCAAUCCGUAAGAUAAUUAUUCAUUAAUUAUAGAGAUAACACUUGCGAAAUCAAUUUAUUAGAUGUUGUUGAUAGAAAAGAAGCAAAAGUAGAUCAAUUUGAUAAAGCAGACGUAAAAGAUGCAGAUACAGUUGCAGGAAGAUAUGCUGGAAAAAUAAGGAGAGCUGCAUAACGUACAUUUAUUAAAAAAGCAACAGCAUGA